UGCGGCAUAAAUUAGCUUAACUUUUUUGUAGCUAGGCUAGUUCUCAAAGCCUCAUUGAGGUAUGAGGUAUGGUAUUUAUUUUCUGUGGCAAAGAGAGCUGAAGUUGUCAAAAAUAUAAACACAUCAUAACCUACCAAUUCCGGCAAAAAUAUCUUAUUUUUGUUUAAUUUAGAACAAAAUCUAUGUCUUCAUGGCCUUUGGAACGAAGCUAAAUCAAGAAGUGCUUUAAUCAGACGCCAUGGUGGUGAUAAAAUGGAGAUUCGAGGGGCUGUUUCAAAGGAUAAAGGGAAAUAUAACAUGGAGAAUAUCACAAGCUUCAUUGACAAUUCAAUCUCUUACUUAUAAUGAACACAUGAGCCAAAGCUAUGCUAUUGAUUUCAUGUUGGAACCAAUUUUUUGGUUUGUGGAUAAUUUUGCGCAAUAUUUAGGAAGGAUGUUUGUGUUCUGUGUGACUGUGCUAACUUCUGCUGUAGUGGCCAUUGCAUAUUGGGUUGGACUGCCAUACUGGUGGCAAAGAUGCCCAUAUACUGCAUCAUUUCUAGUCAUUUUUGGCAAUUGGCUGUUAUUGAAUAUUGUGUUUCACUACUACAAAGGAGUUGUGACACCACCUGGAUAUCCACCUGAGGGCACUUUGAUUGCCGAUGCAGCAAGUAUAUGCAAGAAAUGUAUAUUGCCAAAACCACCGCGCACCCAUCACUGCUCUGUGUGUGACAAAUGCAUCCUAGCAAUGGACCACCACUGCCCAUGGUUGAACAACUGUGUUGGGUACUACAAUGCCAGAUAUUUUUACCUCUACAUGGUUUAUAUGGUGACCGGAGUCACAUUUAUCAUUAUUGCUGGUGUUGAUAUAGGAUAUCAAGUACUCUGGCUGAAUGAUACAGGUGGAAUCAUUCCCAACAACGAUCCCGACCUGAUCGGCCACCCAGUUCGACUCAAUCAGACCGGCGCUUUAGUCCCAGUCAAGGUAAUAGUAGAAUACGAUUCAAUCAAUUUCCCACGCGAGCAUAAACUACCUGUGCCACCCAUUUUAGAAACACAGAGAAUAGCUGCGCACCCCUGGAAAAGAAAAGCCGUUGUUUUCAUGGCAGUUACCUGCGUAGCGGUUUUCUUAGCAUUGGGAACAUUAACCAUAAUCCAUGGAAAGAAUAUAGGAAGAGGAGAAACAAGUGUCGAAGCUCACAUAAACGAGAAGUUGCGAAAAGAAUCGGAAGGUGCUUUCCGCAAUCCAUACGAUUUCGGAAGGUGGAGGAACUGGAAGCUGUUCCUGGGUCUGGUUCAAGGAAGGAAUUUCUUUAGACACGUUUUGUUACCCUCUGGCCAUGCGCCUUUUGGAAACGGACUAAGCUGGCUUACCAUUAACGAUGCGAUUGAGGACUGGCCCUAGCGAUGUUUUCAAGGAGUGUGGAUUGUUCGUAUGAUCUCAUCGAAGUUUUCAAAACCAGUGUUCACAAGAAUACCAAUAAAUAAAAAUGUGAGACUGUCCAGCAUCUAUCAGGUCAGAAACAAAUCCGAAGAAAUACUGCCCACAUUAAGAUGGUGGAUAAAAGUAAUAGAACAAAUUGUGUUAUGCUGAUUUCAAAUUAUUAUUUUUUCUAUGCUAGCAUGUAAAAGAAAUAUUAAAUUGUUUAUUUUAGUGAAUCAAAAUAGGCAGGUUUUUAGAGAUUUAAAUGCAAUUGAGUUCGUUAUUACUAUUUUAAACUUGUCACUGAUAUUAAAAUUUGCGAGAUAGUAGAUAUAGUACUUUUUAUCUUAGUCUAAUCUAGUCUCUAUUAGAUAUAAGUAUCUAGCUGCUAACCGACUUUUUAACUUGACUUUGAUUUUGACUACAAGGAUGGCCAAGCGGGUGAUCGAGCGAAAUGCGCGGCGCGCUACAUGUGACCAUGUUGCGGGUCCGAACUCCGCUUAGGUCAGGCGUUUAUCUGAUCCAAAAAUGCUUGUCUUGUAUCUGUCUUUGACCAUGUGACUUGAUUGUGUGUGAACCCUCAGCGACUCAAGGAUUAACACCCUGAGACAGCGAGUCGUUUAAAAAAACUAUAAACUACGACAAAGACUGACGUCCAUUUGCAACUGAAUGGCCAUUAAUUGUUAUACCUGAAUGCAUUCUGUCAGCCUGUUAUCACAUUUGUUAUAUACUCCAUCCAUCUUGAAGCUGUACCUGAAAAGUUAUGGAAAUUUGGUAAUUUUAUAGAUUUUUAAGCACCAUAACGUGUGUUAGAUUCUGACCUAUUAGAGACAAUAUCUUGUAUUUUGUGAAGAUAUAACGAACACAUUAUUUGUUAAUGUAUUAUUGAAUCAAAAUAACUUGUAACGCACAUAUAACUUUACACUUGCAGUUCUAUAAUAAAUUAUUUAUUGUAUUUAGGCAAAGACUUGUUACAUUUCUAGAGAUAGUUUAAGUAGAACAUAAGAAUUUGGCCCCAAAUCCGCUAUUUACAAUGGCCGAUGAAUUAAUGGUAAAUGGAUUUGACACUAUUCGUAUUUUUCUAAGCAUUUUGCCAUUACAAUAAUUGGAAAUUAAUAGUAUUGAACGUGAGUAUUCCCCCGUACUGAAUUUCCAAUUAUUGUGUUAGGAAAAUGGUUGGGAGAAUACUAUUUCCAUGCAUACAUCGGCCAUUGUAAAAAGCGGAAUUGGGGCCCUCUUAUUCAGACCAUUUUUACGAAGUAUAAUGUUAGGUAAUGAUGUAAUUCUGAUAGUAUUUUCAAGUUAUGAUAGCUCGACGGUGCACUAUACGUAGAGCAUUGUUUUUUAUUCCACUUAUUGUAACGGUUUAAAACGUGAUGAUAGACUCGCAAUUAUAAAUGUAGGUAAAGCUAGAUUUCUUAAGUAAUACUACUAAAAACCAUAAGUUUAUUGUAAAAUUUGGUCAAUGAAAAAUAUUGUCGUUAAACUCCUAGUAAAUUUAGAUGAACAUUUUAAAGUGCAAUUGAAUAUACACAACAGAUUAAUAAUUAAUUAACCUAAAGAGCAAUAAUAAAGUAACUAAACUGCCUGUUAUAACUUUAUUGUCAUUAGUAAGUAAUUAUAUUAAUAUCUAACUCAUAGUACAAGCUUUGCUUAGUUAAAGAUAGAUGGCGCUGCAUUAAAGGUGUUGAAUAUUAAAAUAUUAUUAAUAGAUCAAUUUUGAGAUUAAAGAUUAAGAUGAUCAUUUGUUGAUGCUUUGAGUGUAUACUCUAGCCUGCUAGACACUUCAGAUUACUGGUUACUACAAACAUUCCAACUGAACACAGGAACAUAUUGUGUCAAUAAAUAUGUUUUUGAAAACAGAUUAUUAAACUUAGUAAUAGUGUAUGUCAAUAAUAGCAGCUUUACAUUCUGUGAGUAACAACACCUGCAUAUGACAAGCAUCACAUUGUUGUUUAGAAAUAGUAAAUCAAUAAUAUUGAAUUAUUUAUCAUAAGUCGCAGUAAAUAUCGCAGGUAAAGUUACUCAUAGAAAGUAAAGAUACUAUUGACGUAAGUAAUUAUUUUAUUUGUUUGGUUUUAUCACCAAUUAGUUACAUUUUCAGAAAUUGUUUAAGUUUUAUCUAAUAAUUUCGUAUGCUGGCUUAAUUGUCAUUAAAACACUAGGUCCCAAUUCCGCUAUUUACAAUGAAGGAUCAAUUAGUCGAGAUUACAUUAGGUACAUUUGACAUAAAUCGUACUCUCCUUAGCAUUUUUUUAUUAACAUUUUGGAAAUUCACUGUAUUGACAGUGAGUGUCCCAUCCCUUACUAAAUUUCCAAUUA
Trichoplusia ni (cabbage looper) is the source of this 3724-nucleotide messenger RNA. RefSeq names its product palmitoyltransferase ZDHHC16. Lineage: Eukaryota; Metazoa; Arthropoda; Insecta; Lepidoptera; Noctuidae. The transcript is spliced from 5 exons. The record is from RefSeq and is a predicted model, not a curated record. Gene Ontology annotation, biological process: protein palmitoylation. Gene Ontology annotation, cellular component: Golgi apparatus. Gene Ontology annotation, molecular function: palmitoyltransferase activity. The coding region runs from base 239 to 1384 and encodes 381 amino acids.